This is a messenger RNA of Mesorhabditis belari, 492 nucleotides long. The record is from the annotation of a GenBank genome assembly. NCBI's taxonomy places the organism in Eukaryota, Metazoa, Nematoda, Chromadorea, Rhabditida, Rhabditidae.
AUGGGAAGAAAGACUUUGGACGCCGAUGAAUCGUUGAUGGAUACUAGCGUGGCGAAUGAGACCCUCGGCGAACCUUCGACGGAAAAGGACGUUUACACUGAUCAAUGCGCUUUGGUAAACGCUAUUGCAUCUCCCUUGGCAAAUCGUAAAUUGGCCAAGAAAGUCUACAAAUUGAUCAAAAAGUCGACUGCAGAGAAAAACUUUCUAAAAAAAGGUAUGGCUGAUGUGGCAAAAGCUAUCAGGAAAGAUGAGAAAGGAAUUGUUGUUUUGGCUGGUAACGUCACUCCAAUUGACAUCUACUCUCACAUCCCAGGAUACUGUGAAGACAAAGAAAUUCCAUACGUCUUUUUACCAUCAAGAGAAAGCCUCGGAUUGGCAACGGGAUAUCGACGUUCGGCUAUCAUUCUCCUUAUCAAGUCACACAACAGUUAUAAGGAUCUCUACGAUGAAGUGUACGAAGCGACAAAUGCACUUUACCCAGAAGCUAAACAG